Monodelphis domestica (gray short-tailed opossum) is the source of this 7184-nucleotide messenger RNA. The record is from RefSeq and is a predicted model, not a curated record. NCBI's taxonomy places the organism in Eukaryota, Metazoa, Chordata, Mammalia, Didelphimorphia, Didelphidae.
GGCCGCGCAGAGGCCUCCGGGAACCCGGAAGUGCAUCCCGCCGCCAGCCCCCUCCUCCCUCCCUGAGCUUUUCCCGCCUCGGCUCCUUGGCCGGCCCUGGAUCUCCCUCCGCCCGGUGCCUCCAGCCUUGGGACCUGGAAGUCCUCCAACAUCAGAGAUGUAAAGGGAUUCACCAGCUCACAGUUAUAGGAAGGAGAAACCAUGGACAGGAAGGAGGAAGCUUAGAAACAGGAAGUGAGAUAGGAAAAGGCUAUAAAGGGGGGCCAGCAUCAGUUGGUAGGUUUGUCAGUUGCUGACAGGUCUGGCAGUUGGGGGGAAGUUUACUGCUGUGUUGGGUUGGUUGAUGGUGGUUGGUUGCUGGAAUAUAACAUUGGCCUUGAGCUUACUGAGAGAACUUUGGGGUUUGGGCCUUUGGUUCUUUUUCUUUCUUGAACUUUUUGGAAUGUGGCUGCUCGACAGACUUAAUUGGGAUUGGAUUAAACACUGAGUGGGUUGGUUUUGAUUGGGCUGGAUUUGGUUGGAACUCUGUGGUGUGAACCUUAAAACCUACUUCAUAAGAUUUGGUUAAGACCAUUCCCCAUUUUAAACAAUGAAGGGACUGAGAUCAGGAAUGUGAGACCUCUACUCCACCCCUACUUAAGGCUGCUUUAGGGGAAGAAACUCCUUGCUGAACAAUGAAAAGUACUUAAACCCAUACUUAUAGUAAGGCAAAAGUUCUUAAGCUGUGCCUAUUUUUAGAUCUAAUACAGAAGGGUGCUAAGUACCUAUAAAGGUCAGGCAACUUGUGAAUUUACAAGGAGCAAAGAGGUGAGAAACUUACUCAGAGGUUUUCUCAGGCAGGAAUUACUCAAAAGUUUAGACUUCUCAGUUGUGAAUUAAGAAUGGUCUGUCCUUUGGAAAACGUCUACUGGGAUUGGUAGCUGUGAGUACUUAGAGGAGGUUAAAUAGGAGAAAAUUCCCUUUAAAAAUAGAUGAAAAGCUGGCUCUUGGGACAGUCUCAGAAGAGUCUCAGAGGAACUCGCUCUGGAAAUGGCAGCUGGCCAAAGCUGAACUGGUGUCUCUCUGAACACUAGAAUGCUUGCUUGGACAAAUAUUGUGGUGAAUGGAUAAAAGACUGACUGAUCUCUCUCUUAGGGAUUGGGCCUGGGCUGGCCUAUCUUUUUCUCAUUAUUUCCUUUCUCUCUCUCUCCCCCUUUCUUUAAUUCCUCAUUUGUAUUAAUUAAAAUCUCUAUAAAACCCAGCUGACUUGGGUAUAUUUAAUAAUUGGGAAUUUUUUCCUGGUGACCAUCUUAUAUUUGAUUUAAAACAAAACAUUGUAUACAAAACAUAUUUUCUGGGCUCACAAUUUAAGCCUAAUACUCUUAUCUGCAGCAAUUUAUGUCUUCCACUAUUUUAAUCAUCACAGUAGGAUGGUUGUUAUUAGCAGUAGUUAUAGAUAGAUAUAAGCAGUUUAGGUAGUAAAUAGAGGUAGUUAUAGGAUCACUCAUAUAGACUUUAGGAAAUUUUCUUUCUCUGUCUCUUUCUUAUGGUUUCUCUUGUUUACUGUAAUCAUUUCACUCUAUUAUUUCACUGUCGAUUUAACUUAAUUGUUCCUUAUUUAAACCUGCUAGAAGUUUUCCUUCCUCUGGCUUACAGGGAUGACAUUAAGUUACUCCUCUACUUUAUUCGCAAUAAAACUUAAAUGAUUACAAGCUGCCAUCUUAUAUUUUCGAAACUCCUCAUUUAACCCUUACAGAGACGAGGCUACAAAAAGCUGGAGGAACUUCAUGGGGGACUCACUGCGGCUACUUUGCGGCCUCCACAGGGAGCCUGGAGUGCCCCCGAUGGCGUUGGAGAGGGACAGAAUCCCAGGCCAGGAGGUGGUUAUGUUCCAGGAUGUGGCUGUGGACUUCACACGGGAGGAGUGGUGCCUCUUGUCCCCUCCUCAGAAGGAGCUGUACAGGGAGGUGAUGCUGGAGAAUGUCCGGAACCUGCUCUCUGUGGAAAGAGAGAUCAGACCUGAAAAGAAGCUGACUGCAACGGAGGUGAGCCUCUCUGUGGAAGAAAUGAACCUACAAAGAUUCAUGAUUGAUUGUCCCGAUAACUUUGCUUUCAGAGAAUUCUGUGUUGCACCUCAAAAUUCAUCUCAUUUUGAACAUCAAGGAAUUCACCCUGGGGGGAAAUCUAGUGAAGGUAAUCAAUGCAGAAAGACUUUUAUGCAUAGGGCAAUUCAUGUGGGACAUCAGAGAAGGCAGUCUCUUAAGAAACCUUAUGAAUGCAAGCAGUGUGGAAAGACAUUCAGUCAGAGCUCACAUCUUGCUGUACAUCAAAGAAUCCACUCUGGGGAGAAACCUUAUGAAUGCAAGGAAUGUGGAAAGACAUUUAAUCAGAACUAUCAUCUUGCUAUACAUCAGAGAAUCCACACUGGAGAGAAACCUUUUGAAUGCAAGCAAUGUGGAAAGAGAUUCUCAGAGAACUCCAGUCUUGCUGUACAUCAGAGAAUCCACACUGGUGAGAAACCUUAUGAAUGCAACCAAUGUGGAAAGACAUUCAGUCAGAGGUCAAAUCUUGCUGUACAUCAGAGAAUCCACACUGGGGAGAAACCUUAUGAAUGCAACCAAUGUGGAAAGACAUUUAAUCAGAGCUAUCAUCUUGCUAUACAUCAGAGAAUCCACACUGGAGAGAAACCUUUUGAAUGCAAGCAAUGUGGAAAGAGCUUCACAAUGAAGUCCAGUCUUGCUGUACAUCAGAGAAUCCACACUGGGGAGAAACCUUUUGAAUGCAACCAAUGUGGAAAGAGAUUCACAAUGAAGUCCAGUCUUGCUGUACAUCAGAAAAUCCACACUGGGGAGAAACCUUUUGAAUGUAACCAAUGUGGAAAGAGAUUCAUAAUGAAGUCCAGUCUUACUGUACAUCAGAGAAUGCACACUGGGGAGAAACCUUAUGAAUGCAAGCAAUGUGGAAAGAGAUUCUCAGAGAACUCCAGUCUUGUUGUACAUCAAAUGAUCCACACUGGUGAGAAACCUUAUGAAUGCAACCAAUGUGGAAAGACAUUCAGUCGGAGCUCCAGGCUUGCUGUACAUCAGAGAAUCCACACUGGUGAGAAACCUUAUGAAUGCACCCAAUGUGGAAAGACAUUCAGUCAGAGAUCAAUUCUUACUGUACAUCAGAGAAUCCACUCUGGGGAGAAACCUUAUGAAUGCAACCAAUGUGGAAAGAGAUUCAUAAUGAAGUCCAGUCUUGCUGUACAUCAGAGAAUGCACACUGGAGAGAAACCUUUUGAAUGCAAGCAAUGUGGAAAGAGCUUCACAAUGAAGUCCAGUCUUGCUGUACAUCAAAGAAUCCACACUGGGGAGAAACCUUUUGAAUGCAAGCAGUGUGGAAAGAGAUUUUCCGAGAACUCCAGUCUUGUUGUACAUCAAAUAAUCCACACUGGUGAGAAACCUUAUGAAUGCAACCAAUGUGGAAAAACAUUCAGUCUGCGCUCCCAUCUUGCUAGACAUCAGAGAAUCCACACUGGUGAGAAACCUUAUGAAUGCAACCAAUGUGGAAAGACAUUCAGUCAGAGGUCAAAUCUUGCUGUACAUCAGAGAAUCCACUCUGGGGAGAAGCCUUAUGAAUGCAACCAAUGUGGAAAGGCAUUCAGUCAGAAAUCCAGUCUUGCUGUACAUCAGAGAAUCCACUCUAGCGAGAAACCUUAUGAUUGCAAGGAAUGUGGAAAGACAUUCAGUAUGAGCUCCCAUCUUGCUGUACAUCAGAGAAUCCACUCUGGGGAGAAACCUUAUGAAUGCAACCAAUGUGGAAAGACAUUCAGUAUGAGCUCCAGUCUUGCUGUACAUCAGAGAAUCCACUCUGGUGAGAAACCUUAUGAAUGCAACCAAUGUAGAAAAACAUUCUGUCGGAGUUCCAGUCUUGCUGAACACCAGAGAAUCCACACUGGGGAGAAACCUUAUGAAUGCAUUCAGUGCGGAAAGGCAUUCAGUCAGAGCUCCAGUCUUGCUGUACAUCAGAGAAUCCACUCUGGGGAGAAACCUUAUGAAUGCAACCAAUGUGGAAAGACAUUCAGUACGAGCUCCCAUCUUGCUGUACAUCAGAGAAUUCACUCUGGUGAGAAACCUUAUGAAUGCAACCAAUGUGGAAAUACAUUCAAUAUGAGCUCCCAUCUUGCUGUACAUCAGAGAAUCCACUCUGGGGAGAAACCUUAUGAAUGCAACCAAUGUGGAAAGACAUUCAGUCAGAGGUCAAAUCUUUCUGUACAUCAGAGAAUCCACACUGGGGAGAAACCUUAUGAAUGCAUUCAGUGUGGAAAGGCAUUCAGUCGGAGCUCCAGUCUUGCUGUACAUGAGAGAAUCCACACUGGGGAGAAACCUUAUGAAUGCAAAUAAUGUGGAAAGAUAUUCAGUCAGAGCUCCAGUCUUGCUGUACAUCAGAGAAUCCACUCUGAGGAGAAACCUUAUGAAUGUAACCAAUGUGGAAAGAUAUUCAGUCAUCGCUCCGCUCUUGCUCAACAUCACAGAAUCCACACUAGGGAGAAACUUUAAUAAUAAAAGCUGUAUGGUAACAUGUUCACAUGCAGGUCCAGUCUUGCUAUUGUGUGAAGGAAAUCUACCCCCCCCCCUUUCUGGGGGAGUAUAUACCUUGUGUGAGCCUGAACUUGACUCAGGUCAGGAUUAUGUGAUGGAGACCAUUGAGUGAGGAUAGAAUGGCAACUAGAAAAAGGUAGCAAUAGUUGGGAGAUCAGGUGACAACAGGAUGAUGUCCCCUGUAGUGCCCCCAGAACCACCCCCCUGGUAACACAGGCAAAAAAGAUAGCCAUGGUUGGCUCCUGGGAUGAGAAUUGUGUAAAAUUGAGAUUUGAACUCUAGACUCUAAUCCCAAGGAGUCUUUGCCAGCUCCCAGAAUGCCCUCUAAUCUCACUGAAUUCUCACCUGGGAAGAGAACAAAAUUUUGUUUAAAGGGUCUUCCGCGUAGGCAGGGGCUCGUUCUCUCUUGGACUUCCAUUUUAGGGCAGACAUGGCUCUUUCCAUAAUGUAGGUUAUCUUGUCUAGGCCUCUGGCCUCGGCACGUGUUUUUUCUUAUUCUGUAUUUUCUUUAUUCUUUAACUUUUAAUAAACCUCUAAAAAAUAUAAUACUCCUUGCAGAGAGAAACUAAUUUCUACCUGCCUCAGUCUCCCCUAAAUUUUAACUGUUAUAGUUUUUGGCGACCACUAGAUUGGAUGAGAACUUCUCAAUUUUUUUGGCCUAGAUAAUGAUUUUUUUAAGCCACGUUUCUCCAAGAUGCUUUUUAGAAAACCAUCUUGAUCAGCUCCUGCCUGUGGCCCUCUCCAGCCCCUGCUUCUGCUCCUGGCCUCUCACCUGGUGCCCGAGCUCCCAGUCCUGCCCACCCCAGCAGUCUGUCUCACCCAUCUGGCCCCCGACCCAGACGGCUCAAUACCCAGAUCCUUGGAGCAGAUCGCUCAGGACUAAUUUUGACUGGUUGGUAACAGUAUUGGCCACGUGGGUGGAGGGGAGAGACGAGAGGGAAAGGAGAACGGGUAAUUUUCCCUUAGGCUAAGUCUCCACGUGGAUGGGGGUAUUGACCACAGGAGCUAUCAUAGCAGGGGAGAGAGAAAAGGGAGAGAAGAAACAGACUUUUCAGCAAUGGGCUAUUUAAAUGAUACCUUUUGACUGUUCUGGUAAUUUCAUUGAUUUCACCUGUGUGCCAGAAGAAAGAUUCAGCCCAAAGAUUCAACUUUGAAGGGGCAAAUGGGUGGCUCAGGGAACUGAUAGCCAGGCCUACAGACAUGCGGUCCUGGGUUAAAAUCUGGCCUCAGAUACUCCCCAGCUGUGGGGCUCUGAACGGGUUCCUUAACCCCCAUUGCCUAGCCCUUACCACUCUGCCUUCAGACAAUAGACAUUUAAAUGGAUAAUUAAUUAAAACAAAAAACACACACACACACACCUAAGGAACUUUAAAGACUGGAGGUUAUGGUUUUAAGGCAUUUCAGACUCCAAUGGUUUAUAAAAAUCUCUGUAUUCUAUUGCAUUUUGUGUUUAAGGUUUAACUUUGUGAUUUUAAGUUCAUAUACUACUGGAUUCAAUAUUCUGUUACACUGAAGGUUGAAUUUAUUUUGAAUGUACUUUUGAAAUUCUGUUGUUUUUCCCCUAUAACUGUGCUGAUCAAAUAUUAUUGUAAUUAAGCCCAUAUGAAAAAAAAAAACAGUCUUUCUAUUUUGACUUUGUAAAUUAUCACAUAGAUGGACUUCAGGACUGGUUAUAAUUGUAUAACAACCUUUGGAAAAUUUAAUAUGCUAAAUAUCUCAAAUGAUUUUAAGGGUUUUUUAAAUAUGAUUUUUGGAAUUUUUUUUAACAAUCUCUCAUUAUUUUGCCUGCCCCUACCACGAGGUAAGGCCCAUUACAGUACCUGAAGUGAAAUUUAUUUAUAACCCCCAACCUUCCUGCAUUUCUAAAUAUAUGAAUGGAAGUUGGGCAGUUAAUCUCAGGGCAUUUGUACCCCUAAAAAGCCUCCAAAAAAGGAGCAGCCCUUUAUUAUUUAUACUCUUAUUUAUACUCUUCAGCUCAUUACUUAACUUCCACCAGAAUGAUAUAUAGAUUUCUUGAUUAUGUUCUUAACCCAAGAUGAGUUUUACCUUGUUUAAAAUAUAUAUAUGUUUAUUACCAAGGUUGAAAGAUUUGCUACGUUUGUAAAAACUGUGACAAAUAUCCAUCAAUUCAUAGGUUUUAAAAAUGCCAUACAGCAACUUAUGUGAAAUAUGAAAGUGUGCUUGUUUGCUAUUGUAAUUAAUUGGGCUCUCUAGAAUUUGGGGGAUAUUGAAACCUAUGUAUUUGUCAAUUCAUUUGCCUUCUACUCACAGUGAGCAUGGCGAGACAUGAAGAGGAAGUGGAUCUCAUUUUUGGUGAGAAAGCCUUGCAUUUUAUAUUUUCUUAGCUGCCACAGAGUGUCAAUGAUUAUAAGCUACCUUCUUGAAUUUUAAAGCUCUUUUAUUAUUAUAUUUUUCUUGCAUGUGCAAUAUACUAUUUGUUUUUUUUAAUUAUUUUUCUCUCUUUUUUAUAUUUGAAGCACAUGUCACCAGCAUUAAGAUUUUCUUUAACCUUUUGAUUUUUCAGUACUACAAGUUUAAGAUACAUUUGCUAAUGUAUGCCCUAAAAAGCUUGUGACUAUAAAAACCAUGCCACUAAUUAUUUAAAUAAAUUAUGGGACUUUA